CGGCGGGUCGCUGCUGGCGCGGUUGUGUCGCAGGUGAGGAGACGGCGGCCGAGCGUGUGUCUCAGCGGUGACCCCGGUCCCCCAGCUCGACGCCGACGCGUUCCCCGCCCGAGUCGGGCGCGACUGCAGCGGCGGGCGGUGGGCGCCCUGGGCCGAGGCUCGGCCGGAACCGGGGGCUGCGGGCCGGGGCUUCGGGGGUUCGGGACGCGCCGGCCGUUCGUUCGUUCGCCGGGCGCAAGGAUGGCGCAAAAGAAGUAUCUCCAAGCAAAAUUGACCCAGUUUUUAAGGGAAGACAGAAUUCAACUUUGGAAACCUCCUUAUACAGAUGAAAAUAAAGAAGUUGGUUUGGCAUUGAAGCACCUUGCUAAGAAGUACUCUGACAAGCUAGAAUGUUGUGAAAAUGAAGUAGAAAAGAUAAUAGAAGAAAUACGUUGCAAAGCAAUUGCGCGUGGCACAGGCAAUGAACACUAUAAAACAACAGGAAUUGCUACAAUUGAAGUCUUUUUACCAGCACGAUUUAAAAAAGACAGGAAGAACUCGUUGGAGACUCGACUGCACAUCUCGGGCAGAGAGCUGAGGUCUAAAAUAGCUGAAACCUUUGGAUUUCAAGAAAAUUAUAUCAAAAUUGUCAUAAAUAAGAAACAACUUCAACUAGAGGAAACACUUGCGGAACAGGGAGUGACACACAAUGUAAAGGCUAUGGUGCUCGAAUUAAAGCAGUCUGAAGAGGAUGCGAGAAAAAACUCCCAGGUGGAAGAGGAAGAGCAGAAUGAAGCCAAACAGAAAGAAAAGAGAAUUCAGAGGACGAAGAGAGGACUGGAGAUACUGGCAGAGAGAGCUGAGAUGGUGGUGGAUCCAGAAACCACACCGUAUCUAGACAUAGCCAACCAGACGGGCAGGUCCAUCAGAAUCCCUCCGUCAGAGAGAAAAGCCCUUAUGUUAGCUAUGGGAUAUCAUGAGAAGGGCAGAGCUUUCCUGAAACGAAAAGAAUACGGAAUAGCCUUGCCAUUUCUGUUGGACGCUGACAAAUAUUUCUGCAAGUGCUGCACGGAGCUGCUGGAUACGGUGGACAACUACGCGGUGCUCCAGCUGGACAUAGUGUGGUGCUACUUCCGCCUGGAACAGCUGGAAUGCCUGGACGAUGCAGAGAAAAAGUUAAGCUUGGCCCAGACAUGCUUCAAAAAUUGUUAUGGAGAAAAUCAUCAGAGACUGGUCCACAUAAAAGGAAAUUGCGGAAAAGAGAAAGUCUUGUUUUUAAGACUUUACUUGCUUCAAGGCAUCCGAAAUUAUCACAGCGGACGUGGUGAAGAGGCUCGUGACUAUCUCAACAAGGCACGCCAGCUCUUUAAAGAGCUCUAUAUCGAUCCAUCAAAAGUUCACAGUUUGAUGCAGUUGGGAUUUACUGCUCAGGAGGCUCGGCUUGGCCUGAGGGCCUGUGAUGGGAACGUGGACCACGCAGCUGCCCACAUCACCAACCGCAGAGAGGAACUGGCCCAGAUCAGGAAGGAAGAAAAGGAGAAGAAGCGGCGCCGCCUGGAGAACGUCAACUGUCUGAAAGGGAUGGGCUACUCCGCUCACGCGGCCAGGCAGGCGCUGCACCAGGCCGCCGGCAACCUGGAGGAGGCCCUCAAGAUUCUUAUCAGUAACCCUCAGCUGUGGUGGUUAAAUGAUUCCGAUCCUGAAACCAACAGCCACCAAGAAAGUCCUUCUCAGGAAAACAUCGACCAACUGGUGUACAUGGGCUUCGACGCGCUGGCGGCAGAGGCGGCCCUGCGGCUGUUCAGGGGGAACCUCCAGCUGGCAGCGCAGACCCUGGCUCACAACGGCGGCGGCCUCCCUCCCGACCUGCAGCUCGCGGCCGAAGACUGUUCGUCAUCCACGCCGUCCACGUCCCCGUCCGAUUCCGCAGGGACCUCUAGCGCCUCGACGGAUGAAGACAUGGAGACGGAGGCCGUCAAUGAGAUUCUGGAAGAUAUUCCAGAACACGAAGAAGACUAUCUUGACUCGACUCUGGAAGAUGAGGAAAUUAUUAUUGCCGAGUACUUAUCCUAUGUAGAAAACAUCAAGGCAGCAGCAAAGCAAAACUAAGCGAUGAACAGAAAUAAGUACUUCAGUUUCUGCUUAUAAAUUCUAUCAUAUGACACGUGUAAUGCAGGUCUUUUUUUUCUUUCUUUUUAUCCAUUUUGCUUCCUACUCAAUGUAAGAGGGGCAGCAGGGAACUGGGAGGUACACGAGAGAGACGCGGGGGUGGGGCGCACGCUUAGGAAAUGAGCUGCCCCCUGGCCUGACCCUGCUGUUCCCCCUCCCCAGCCCCCCGACUCCCAGAGACAGGAAGGACUGGAGAGGAGGGUGGCCUCCAGGGAGGGGCUCCUGGAGGGCAAGCUGGACCUGUCCCCUCCUUGCCCCGCCGAACCCGCUGCUGGUCAUCUCCUCCCCACGAUGCCGCUCUGCCCCCUCCCGAAAAUGUCCUUUUUUAGAUCCUCAACCAUCCCAAGCGCUUUGGGCCUAAAGAUGAGGCAUCGGCCACGGGAGCCAUUCCAGUUGGGCCCGAUGUCCUCAGCCUGAAACGUCAGUGUUUUGUGCUUAGGUUAGUAAUACAGGCACUUAAAAUUCAAGGCUGAGAUUCAGAAUUUUAUAUGUAUUCAAACUUCUUUACAGAAAUAAAACGAUUUAUUAAAUGGGAAGGUCUUAAAGGCUAACCAAAGCAAUUUAUUUUUAAUUAGCACAUUAGAUGCAGUGCUGUCAGACUAAGCUCACGGCUGCUGAGAUACCUGUCAGAGAUUGAGAUAUAUUUUCUCCAUGUUUUUGUGGGGGUUUUUGGUAUAUUACAGAAGACUAUUUCUAAAGCUAGGUAGUUAGCCUCAAAUAACCAUUCUCUCUGCACCCUGCGUUCCUCUGUAAAGGUGAAUUAAAUGAAAACCCUCUCUAGCACCAGGACACAGCCAGGAGCAGCCUGGACUCUUCCUGCCCUUCCAGAAGUCACCGGAAGCUCCUGUGACCGAGGGCAAAUGGGUCCACGUCAUUGCUGUGAAGGGGCUGGCCAAAACGCUUCAACUUUUUCACUAAUCAUUUACAUAAAGCUUGGACAGCAGUCCCGGUUGGAUGGGUGGAAAUCUUUUCUUGUCAUUCUUUUAAAAUGGAUGAUACAGAUGAAAAUAAAAGAUGGAAAAUACAUUCAA
This is a messenger RNA of Sus scrofa (pig), 3179 nucleotides long. It is a transcript of the gene NUB1, whose product is annotated as negative regulator of ubiquitin like proteins 1. Gene Ontology annotation, biological process: regulation of ubiquitin-dependent protein catabolic process. NCBI's taxonomy places the organism in Eukaryota, Metazoa, Chordata, Mammalia, Artiodactyla, Suidae. Gene Ontology annotation, molecular function: protein binding. The record is from RefSeq and is a predicted model, not a curated record.